AUGGAUCGCAUCCGUCGCUUGGAAAAACUCGUCGCCUCUCUCGCAGCUGGGCAGCACGCAAAUUCUAGCAAUUCCUCAGAUAGUACUCGAGAAGUUAGAGAUCAAUCAUGGUCCAACACUUCGCAGGUUCAAGCUGGAGUUGAAGACUCGGGACAACAUGAGCUUGCUCAAAACGUCGGUCAGAUGAAGAUAAACGACGAUCAAGUGGUCUACUUCUCCGCGGCACAUUGGGAGACGGUACGCGAUGAGAUUGGCAUCAUCAAGGACUCACUAGAAGAGAAUGCCGCCUCUGAAAACACUCGUUCUUGCGAUCAACAAGAACCUGCGGGACCAUUGUUAUUGCAAGGUCUGUUCCGGCCGCCAGACUUCGAAAAUAUACUGGCUUCAAUGCCCGCCAAAAUAUUGGUCGAUCGUCUGGUAUCGCGGUAUCUUAGUUCCGAAGAUCCAUCAAUUGGUAUGUCAUCAUACUUACGUACGGGAGACAUUGUGCCGGCCAUGCUAGGCAACGCAAGCCUCGCCAUGUACAAUUUCCAUCGACGAGCCACAGAAUGUCUCUUGCUUUCGAACUACUUAAAGCCAAGUGCCUAUACCAUCGAGGCAUUGCUUUUGAAUCUUCAGUACGAGUUUGUUCGCAGCAUGGAGCUUGACGACGGCAUUUGGAUCAUGGCAGCCACUAUCAUUCGUCUGGCCAUGAGGGCUGGUUAUCACCGUGACCCAGCACAGUAUCCUCAACUCUCGUGUUUUCAAGGGGAGAUGAGGCGCCGAACCUGGGCCAUUAUCCUCCAGAUGGAUGCCUUAGUGGCUUCUCAAUUUAGUUUACCUCGAAUGAUCGCCGAGGAUCAAUGUGACACGCUUCUGCCUCGAAAUCUUCUUGAUGGAGAUUUUGACAGAAACACGAUCGAACUGCCACCAUCAAGACCAGGCAGAGACUAUACCCCAAUAUCCUUUACCAUUGCAAAAGGCCGAUUAUUGAGUGUUUUCGCGAAAGUUGUGAAUAAAGAACUCAACCAAGCGUACGCCUUGAUACCAGAACAACUCCGAAUGCGAAGUCCUGGAGAAUCAAUCACUGUGCCUUCUUCUCUUCUCAUUCGACGAUACCUCAUAGACGUGCUCUAUCACAAAGCAAGGUGUAUACUUCACCGUGGAUCUAUGACGAAGUCGAGACAUGACCACAUCUUCUCGUACUCGGCCUCGUCCUGCAUUGAUGCAGCGAUGAGUCUACUAACCCAUCAAUUUUCCAUACAUCAAGCAAAACAACAAGGACACAUUCUUCGCCGCGAGCGUUGGUGGCUGUCGUCUUUACAACGUAAUGAUUUCCUCCAUGCAGCGAUGAUCGUGUCUCUGGAGCUCGAUUUCAGACUUAAUCGUGGAACAAUGCCACUCAACGAAGCCGGUCAUACCGAGUACACUUCAGAAAGGUUAUUUCAAGCUCUUUACAAUGCGUCUCGUGCAUGGAAUGAGUCGGAUGACGAUUCGAAGCAACUGAUCCAAGCUCGUCAUAUAUUGUCAACAAUGCUCAGCAAGUUCGCGCCUUUAUUCACAAAAGUCGCGUAUCAGGAAUUUGCACGAACUGAAUAUGGUGGAAGUCAGACGGCCGUGAUUGAGAGUCGGAAGCCCCAAAUCGCGCGACCAGAAUGUCCACUGGAGGCGGUUCAUGCUCUCUUCGUACCGACUAGCCUCGAUGUAGAGGUGAAUGCUAUCGAUAAUAUGAUCAAUUCGCAGGAUGUGAUAGAUUGGGAGCUUUGGGAAUUGCAUUUGCGAAACAUAUCGGAAGGUCAGGAUGCAUGA
This is a messenger RNA of Lithohypha guttulata, 1788 nucleotides long. RefSeq lists its product as uncharacterized. The transcript is spliced from 6 exons. Gene Ontology annotation, biological process: DNA-templated transcription. Gene Ontology annotation, molecular function: DNA binding; zinc ion binding. NCBI's taxonomy places the organism in Eukaryota, Fungi, Ascomycota, Eurotiomycetes, Chaetothyriales, Trichomeriaceae. The record is from RefSeq and is a predicted model, not a curated record. The coding region runs from base 1 to 1788 and encodes 595 amino acids.